Ctenopharyngodon idella (grass carp) is the source of this 5268-nucleotide messenger RNA. RefSeq names its product ALX homeobox 4a (gene alx4a). Gene Ontology annotation, molecular function: DNA-binding transcription activator activity, RNA polymerase II-specific; RNA polymerase II transcription regulatory region sequence-specific DNA binding. Gene Ontology annotation, biological process: regulation of transcription by RNA polymerase II. The transcript has 4 exons. Bases 361 to 1464 code for a protein of 367 amino acids. The record is from RefSeq and is a predicted model, not a curated record. Lineage: Eukaryota; Metazoa; Chordata; Actinopteri; Cypriniformes; Xenocyprididae.
CAUUUCAUCUACAUAAUAACCGAGGAGAGGUCUUGACGUGCGUAGUGGUCUAUACCGAGGAGAUCUGGGCUGCAUCUUCAGAAGACGCAUUUUUCGUUACUCCUCUAACCUUAAGGGGGCUUUUUAGCUUUUGGUUAGCUAUCCGUUUCUGGAAAACAUCUGAAUCAUUUUAUAACCAAAGCCAGCUGCUGCACAAGUCUAUGCGUGCGUGUGUGUGAGAGUGUGUGUGUAUUCGUUUGUAAGAGGAAGAGAGUGUGAGAGUAUCUGUUCGCUUUGCUCUCCAAAAAAAGAAAGGAAGAAAGAAAAAAAAAAUCGUUUGGACGUCUUUUUCUUCCCGAAACUUUUUUUUUUUUUUUAGGAAUGAACGCCGAGACGUGCGUUUCAUACUGCGAAAUGACAUCCAUGGAUUCAUAUUAUAGCCCAUCUGCACCGCAAGGUAGGGAUCACCAGGCGAACCCUUUCAGGACAUUCCAGGCGAGUGACACCAAAUACAGCCCCGCUUUCCUGACCAACAAAGGUCAGGCGUACGGGGAAAAAUCUGGGAGUCCGUUCCAGCAGGAAUGCCAGUCAUUGGAUGCCACUGCUGGGGAAGGCACCUUUAACAAAUACCACCUCUUCAUGCAGAGGUCCUCCUGCAAAACUCCCCCAGACAGCAGCAAACUCCAGCAGGAAAGCGGACACAACGGAGGGCUCAUCGCGUGUUAUGGUAAAGACAGCACAGGGCUGACAGAUUCUGAGUUGCCCCAAAAUAGUGAUCCUGCAGGGAUGGAUGGCAGCUACCUCAGUGUAAAGGAUUCAGGAGUGAAGAGCCCCCAACAGCCAAACUCAGAGUUGGCUUCUCCGUUGGACAAGGCCGAGGGAGAGAGCAAUAAGGGCAAGAAAAGACGCAACCGUACCACCUUCACAAGCUAUCAGCUAGAGGAGCUGGAGAAAGUCUUUCAGAAAACGCACUAUCCCGAUGUCUACGCCCGGGAACAACUCGCACUGAGGACAGACCUGACAGAAGCUCGUGUACAGGUGUGGUUCCAAAACCGCAGAGCCAAGUGGCGGAAAAGAGAGCGUUUCGGACAGAUGCAGCAGGUCCGGACACAUUUUUCCACGGCCUAUGAACUGCCUCUUCUCACUCGGCCUGAAAACUAUGCUCAGAUUCAGAACCCUUCUUGGAUAGGCAGCAGCAGUGCGGCAUCUCCGGUGCCGGGCUGCGUCGUACCCUGUGACUCAGUCACUUCCUGCAUGCCACCUCAUCCACAUGCUGCUAGCGGAGUGUCUGACUUCUUGGGUGUGCCCAGUCCUGGAGGUCACAUGGGACAGACACACAUGGGCAGCUUGUUUGGGAGUCCAGGCAUGGGCACUGGCAUUAAUGGGUACGAUCUAAACAUGGACCCCGACAGGAAAUCUUCCAGCAUCGCCACACUGCGAAUGAAAGCUAAAGAACACAGCGCAGCCAUCUCUUGGGCUACAUGACUCCCCCAACUUUAGGACCGUAUCUCUGAAGUCCCUCAACAAACAAGAGAAGGAGGAGCAAAUGUGAACAUAAGUUAGCCACCAAAGCAUGACCUGGGAUCAAGGAGUGUGUGGAUUGACAAAGCUUGAGAAUCCAUGAGAUUUAUUUCGAUUUGAAGUCUAGAGAGACUAGGGAAAAUCAGUGAUCAUAAAACUGAGAAUGUUCUGGCUUUAAAACAAGAAAGAUGACAGAAACUUGACAUUUGAAUGCAUACAAGUAUUAAAUGAAAAAGAAAAAAACGACCAGAAAAAAACCCUGCACUUAUCCGCCACUAGCGUCCCAUUUGUAAACACGUAAAUUUAUCAAAAUGCAUCUAGCUUCUUUUUCAACUCAGCAUAAUCAAAACCUAUUAAAUUCUUGUUCUGUCACAGACUCCUUUUCCAAAUAUGUAAUUUCUGCCUAGAGACAGUUGCAAAGGACAAACAAUAGUUUCUCACAAUAAAAACUUUCCCAUUGCAGCCUUUAUCCAAACAUAUAUACAGUAGUAAUCGCCAGUUCCCAAUAUAAAACCUGACAAACUCCCUCAUUGAACAAUCACUACUGCUACAUUGAUUCAUUUGUUCAUAUUAAUUCAUAUGGAAUUCUAGAAGUCGACUAUUUAAGACAUAUACUACAAGUCUGUUGGGAGUGGGACAUCAGGCAUGAUAGACUUAAGAGGGCCUGGGGUGCCAGACAGCAGCCGGAAAAUAAAGGCAUACCUCUCCUGCAGGUAACUAGGCAUUCAGAGGAGGCUUCCUCUUGCCUUGAUGAAUUGUGUGACCUUAGUACAGGAAAAAAGACAAGUGCAAUCUGCCAGUGCAAAGCCAAAGCAAUACAGUUAAAGAACAAAAAAUAAGCAGGUGGCGGUCUCUGUCCACACUGUAAUCUAUCUUUCUAUUAUUUGCAAUCUCUUUCAGUUUCUCUGCUGGAAAGAGUUGUCCUAAAGCUGUUUGGCAAAGAUUUGACAGCAGCAUUUGAGAUACAAAUCUUGGAUCCAUCAUACCAGCUGUCAAAUUGAAUGUCAAACAUCAUUAAAAACUACAAUCUGCAAAAAGGAUGCAAGAAAUAGGGUUGAGAAAGUUUUGCUUUCUUUGUGUUUUGAAGAUCACAAUAUUCUUGCAUCUUUUGAACUUUUCAGUGAAUGUUGGUGCCUUGGCUACUCUACCCUCAUUCUUCAUGUCCUGGAUAUAAAAUAUGUAGUGUGGGGCUGCCUGAAAUUUGAGCCAUGCUUCGUUAAUUUUUUGGCAGAAGUCCUCAUUGCACCAUCUCAAAUGAAACUAUCAACUUGCCAAUCUGGGCAUCAUCCACCAUGGCUCUGAUUUGGUGGAAGCAAUACUGUGCUUUGGCAUGUAAUCACUGACAUUGCCAUGUACCACCACUGAGGUGGUGGAAAUAUAAAGCAAGCCCCAUUUCAAGGUACUACGAGCUUUCUGCUUUUCCCGAGUCAGAUUUAGAUCAGGUAAAACAAAGCUGUUUGAAAUCUGGAACUGAAUCUGAUACGUUCUGCCCUUUGGAGAAGCCAUUUCUAAUUUGAAAAUGAGAACCACAUUUCCUUUCCUUCAUUCUGCUGUGCAGCUUAUCUGGAUCCCUGGAGAUACGUAUAUACACACAACUUUUUUGUUAUAAUACCAGAGCAGUGACUUACCUGGUUUGGGGGGUCACAACAUGGAAUCAUGUUCCAUAUUGAGGUCUUUUUUAGACCUACAGAAACUAGGCUUACAUUACUUAACGUUUUUAAACAAAACCUCACUAUAAAUGCAUAAUGUAUUGGACACAAUAUGAUGUUAAAAUCACUUCGUAAGAGAACCUCAUUACAUAAAGUUAAUUAGAGAUCACCUCCUUACUGCUGCUCAGUCUUUUGCCCCAUGGCCUGUAUAUAUGAUAUGUAAAGUGUUGGAGCUUUGUGAAGUUCGAACCAUGCUUCAUUAGUUUUUUGGCAGAAGUCUUCAUUGCAUCUCAUGACUGAGCAUCUCAUAACCCACCCUUUCAAGGGACCUGUUGGAAAAACAAACAAAAAAACAAUAAUGUUAAUGUGCUUUUCAUUAGAACUAAAACUGGCACUUGUUACUAAAGCUGACCCGUCCUGCACCGAUCCCACUCAACAGAGUAGCAGUUCAACCUCCAGUCCUCAUUAAAAGCCAUGAGAAGUUCUGCCGGUGCAGAAUUGCGAAUCCUGACAUUGUCGCUUUGGCCUUUAAGAGGUUACUGAGAGGGUGAAGUGACUAUAGUGUUCCGGUGUUCUGGGAAAGGACAAUCCACACAGCUGUGUGCGGGGUAAAUGCAAAACAAACAUACCUCGUACAUGCUUCCCUUCAGCUGUCAUGGCUCUUCUUUCAAAGCCCCAUGCUGAACAGGGCCUGGCCUGCUACCCCGACCAAAGCCUCAGCCCUCAGUGUCUCUGAGUCCAUGCACACCCUUGCUCUCGGACAGUCUUUUCAAUUAACACCGAGACAUCUGCGGAGAAGGAUUCUGUGACAGCCUGAGCUCUGUGUUAGCCUAUCUUUAACUAUUGUGGAGCCAAGAGGGGCGCCGAUGAAGCUCAGGUCAACACUAUCAUUACUUUAUGUAGUAUCAGCACACAAAUACUUAAAUACCAUUAAAUGAGCUAAUCUGCACAUAACAGAACACAAGUCAUCACAUUUGCUUUUAAUACUCUUGUAUUUCAUUCAAAGGUAAAUCAUAACUAAACAUGUAGAAAGGUCAAAACGGUUCUGUAGAGACUGUACAAGAACAGACUGUACAGUACCAAAAGGAAAUGUUAAUUGUCAGACAGUACCUUGCAGAUGCCUAUGAGUUACAGAGAUGCUUAAGUCUCUGUCCCAUCUCUCAAAACUUAUACUACUGAAGUAGGCAUAUCCAAGUACUAGAAUAAUAUAAUGCUUUGUUUUGUGUGUGGUCGCAUGUACGGUUUUCUUUGAAUUCCUAUCUUAUAUAAAAUACCCUUGGAGCCGUUCUUUUGUAAAAAAAAAAAAAAAAAAAAAAAUAUCCUUAUUAGAAAUAUAUUAUUUUAUGUGUGACUAAGGGUUCUGGCUGUUGUUGUAUUGUGGGUCUAGGGAUAAAAUGCGAUACAUUUGGGAUUUUGGUAUGUAAAUGAACCUAAAAUAGUUGUGAUGGCUUAAAGCUAAACAUAUGGCUUUUGAAUCAUUUUGAAUAAUUAUUUACUUUCAAGCUUGUUUACGGUCUAUAUAUAUUGUGUGAUUUACAACCGUAAGUUAUUGCACUUACAAUUUUUUUUUUUUAAAUUGUUGGAAUUGCUUUGAGAACAUCUGAUUCAAGUGGAAUAUCACUAUAAAAUAUGUGUACACUCAAUCAACUAUCAAGUACUCUGAGAACAUGACGGUGAAGUACCAAGAGCUGGUAAAUUGUUUAUUGUCCACGUGCGUUUUCAGGUUUGUUUAAAAUCCAAAAAAGACUAAAAACAAGUUGUUUAUUUUGUUUAAACUUGGCCCAAAGCCUCUCAAAAAUCAGAAAUAUUUUGUGAAUACCAAUUUUGAGUGAGUCACUCUGCUUCAGGACUUCUCACACAUUGUUCUCAGAACCUGAUAUAACAGCCAUCUUACAUUAAAGACAUAUUGAAGACAUGAAGUUCCUGUUGGCAAGAGAUUGCUUUUACUAGGCUCUCCUUUAAUGGGUUAAAAAAGCCUACAUUUAAACCAUUACAGGUACUGGGUAUUCUACUAUGGAUGUUUCAUUUCAUUUGACAUUUUCUGUGUGCUCAUUUUUGUUUGUUUCUCUAAAUACAGAUGAAUAAAAAAAAUAAAUAAAAAAAUAAUAAUAAUACUAAA